UUAUUCUAUUGUAAGGCUAAACUUCUGGGUUUGUUUCUUUGCUGUAAAGUUUGCAUCUUUAAACUUGCCUAGAAAUUGGACUCUGUGAUUUUUAGUGUGAAGUUUUUAUGUUAUUUAGAUCUCCAUGUUUAACAUGACAUUUGGAUUUAAUGUGCAGGAGUACAUCCAAUCAUACCUGGCAGCACACACCAGUCAAGACUUUCAGCACAAUGAGCCCAAAUACCCAGGACCCGGAUGACUUUCACAAUAUAAAUCUACCAAGCAACCGUACCUACCUCCUGGAGAACUUGCUGGAAAUUGAGUUACCAAGAAUGAUUUACGCAAAGCCACAGGUUCUAAAGCCACCGAGAAAUGACGUCCUUAUGAUGACUCCAUGGUUUGCACCAAUAGUUUGGGAAGGAACCUAUAACCUUGAGAUCCUGAAUGAGCAGUUCAAACAAAGGAAUGUCACUGUGGGACUGAUAAUUUUUGCAAUCAAAAAGUCUUCACCAAAUGCAUGGCAGUGGUGGCCACCGAGCUCAGAAAAAGGGGCAUCCAAGUGUUCCCCUAUUUGGACAAUUGGCUCCUCAGGGGAGAGUCAGAAACCAAGGUAUGUCGUGUUCCUCAAGAAUCUUUUAGAAACUGCAGAGACGUACUUUAUGGUUGGAUAUAAAGUGAACUAUUACAUUUUCACAGACAGACCACAAGAAGUUCCUAAAGUUGAGCUCAAAGAAGGAAGGAAAGUAGUAGUUCUACAAAUGCAAAACUACUCGAGGUGGCAAGAAAUUGUUUUGCGACGCAUGGAAAUGAUCCACAACUUCUCACAGAAGCAGUUCAUUAAUGAGGUUGACUACCUUGUGUCUGUUGAUAUAGACAUGAGGUUUAAUGACCAAGUUGGAGUAGAAAUCCUGAGCGACUUGUUUGGCACACUACACCCAGGAUUCUAUGGUGCAGAGCGUCAGUCUUUCACGUAUGAACGUCGACCUGCUUCUCAAGCUUAUGUGCCCCAUGAUGAGGGUGACUUUUACUAUGCUGCAGCAUUUUUUGGAGGAACAGUAAAGGAGGUUUACAAGCUGACCAAGAAAUGCCAUGAAGCCAUCAUGGUGGACAAAGACAAUAGAAUUGAGGCAAUAUGGCAAGAAGAGAGUCACUUAAACAAGUAUUUUAUUUACCACAAACCAACUAAAAUACUUUCCCCAGAAUACGUGUGGGAUGACAAUAUGGGUAGGCCACAGAUCCUCAGGAAAAGGAGGUUUCUUGCUGUACGAAAGAACCAUGCUGCAAUCAGAAAUAAAUGAAAUUCUUCUCUGACCAGUCUUAGUGCAGUGGUGGGCAGCCUUCAGGCCACAUGUGGCCCAAAGUAAUCUGAUUGCUAUCCGCAAGAUAUUUUGCUGAUGUUGAUCAUUUGCAGGCACCACACAUCACAGCUCCUAUUGGCCAGGAACAGAGAAAGACUGCCACUGAAUGCUACAGGAGCGGUGUGCAUAGUCAAUGCUAGCAAAAUAUGUCGUGGCCUGUAAUCAGAUUAACCUGAUGGGCCACAGGUUGCCCGCCACUAUCUUAGUUCAAACUAACCUAACUGAUAUUGCAGGUUUCCUUGAUUGAUGAGAAUAUACCAGAGGUGGUCAACCCAUUGGAGACCAAGAGGUUUAA
Molecule: messenger RNA, 1632 nt
Organism: Pelodiscus sinensis (Chinese soft-shelled turtle)
Lineage: Eukaryota; Metazoa; Chordata; Testudines; Trionychidae
Source: RefSeq, a predicted model, not a curated record